AUGCCCAAAUCAAACGGAGAAGAAUUCCUCGCCAAGGCCGAAAAGAAAGCAGGAUCCAGCGUCGGCUGGUUUGGCAGUUCAAGCUCGAAAUGGGAAGAAGCAGGAGAUCUGUUUACCCAGGCUGCCAAUGCCUUCAAAGUCGAGAAACGGUGGAAUGAAGCGGGGGCGGCAUUCGAGCGGGAAGCAUCAUGUCGGCAGCACGCCAACGAGGCGAACGACGCUAUGAAUGCCUACAAGAACGCCGCGAAUGCGUACAAGAAGACUAAUCCCGAGGCUGCUGUCUCUGCGCUGCACCAAGCUAUCAAGCUUCUCAUCCAGGCCGGCAACUUCCGGCAGGCGGCCGAUAGGGAGAAGGAGAUUGCGGGUAUCUACGCGCAGGACGGCCUCGACAUUGCUAAAGCCCGAGACAGCUUUGUUCGUGCUGGAGAUUGGUACAAGCAAGAGGAUGCCAAUGCUACCGCAAACCAAUGCUAUCAGCAGGCCGCAGAACUAUCAGGCGAUAUGGGCGAGUACCAACGCUCGAUGGAGCUGUAUACCACCGUGGCGGACUGGAGUCUGAGCUCGGCACUGACAAAGUACUCGGUCAAGGAGUACUGGUUACGGGCUGCCAUGUGCAGUAUGGCCAUGGGUGACCUAGUAACGACCCAACGCCUCCUAGACGAUUUCGCCCGUAAAGACGUUACAUUCCCCUCCACCCGCGAGGCCAAAUUCGCGUACGAGCUUAUGCAGGCGUGCGAAGAGGCGGAUGUCGAGCGGUUCACGGGCGCAGUGUUUGGGUACGAUCAGGUCACCAAGUUGGAUAAUUGGAAGACGGGGGUAUUGCUCCGGAUCAAGAAGGCGCUCGAGGAGGAUGAGGGAGGGUUGACGUAG
Dioszegia hungarica is the source of this 870-nucleotide messenger RNA. Its product is annotated as soluble NSF attachment protein. Bases 1 to 870 code for a protein of 289 amino acids. The transcript has 7 exons. Gene Ontology annotation, cellular component: SNARE complex; vacuolar membrane. The record is from RefSeq and is a predicted model, not a curated record. Gene Ontology annotation, biological process: intracellular protein transport; SNARE complex disassembly. Lineage: Eukaryota; Fungi; Basidiomycota; Tremellomycetes; Tremellales; Bulleribasidiaceae. Gene Ontology annotation, molecular function: syntaxin binding; soluble NSF attachment protein activity.